GGGAGGCCUGUGGAGGCUCCCCCCGGGCCCAAAAUGGCGCCGCGCCUGUAGGCCCCCUGCGGUUUAACCGGGGCGGAGGGCGGCCGGAACGGGCGGCUGGGCUGGUAAAGGUUUAACACGGGCACUGAGAGGGGAGAUGAGACGCCGGGAGCCUCGGGCAGCUGCCGGCCCCGCAGGCGGGCUCGGUCGGGGCGGCGGAGCGGCUGAGCGCUGCCCGCCCGGGCCCCGCGGUUGCGGGGGCGAAACCCGCCGUUCGGUGGGUGCGUGGGGCUUGUUCCAGUAACUCUACAUUUGGAAGUGAGUUUAAAGGAGAAAAAAAAGAAAAAAAGCCCUGUGAAUGAACAGAAUUGCAUAACCAGUCUCUUCUACGUGAAAAAAAACACCACAAAAUGUCUGGGGUUCUCUCACUGGGCUGGAGUUCAGCGGGCUUCUGCCUCUAUGCCGGACAACCCUUCUGCAGGCCAGGGAACGUGGUUCUGCUCCAGGGCCUCCAGCUCGGUCCUGCCCCUCCGCUUUGCUCCUCUGACUUUCCCCAUCCCUCUCCCACCUGAGAAAAUACCUGCCUGUUAGUGAGUGAAUACUUUCAGUUCCUUUUCUUAGGGUUGAAAACCUCAACCUCACGACUCUGGAGAAAGGGAACAAACAAAGUUCACUGUGUAACUUGCUCUCAUCUGCAAGUUAGUCUGUUUGAUAUCAAGCAGAUGGUAAGGGGAGGGCAUAAAAGGGAACAGGAUCCAGAAAACAAGUGACAUGCAGAAGAUAAAGUCUAGGCAAGCAGGAUAGGUUCCCAUAUUGUCCAGAGAGACUGAGGCUGAGAAAGCAGCUUCACUUUCCUUAGCCUAUUUGCAAUAAAUGUGUAUAAUUUUGAUAGAUCAUUUUGCGUGAGUAAAAUAAAUUCUACUAUGUAGUAAAGCAAUCAUAUCCCAGUAAGAAAAGCUAGUGAGGUGCGUGCACCUGAGCUAAGCUGCAGGUUGGAAUUGGGCUGCCUUGCUGAGGCACUCUGAACUGUGUGUGUUUCAGUGCUGUGGAUCACACAGUGAGGAUAUAGACAGCACUACCCUGCCCAGAUGCCUCAGCAGCACCUCCAGUACCAAAAGUUCCUCCACACUCCUAGCAGGUCUCGGGAGCCCUGACAGUGCUGUACGCGAGUGCCGUCUCCUGAGCAGUAUUUCCCGAGAGCUCUGUUUGACCUUUAGCAAGUGAGGCACCUGAACUUCCUCAAAAUGUUGAUUAUGGUCACUGUGAUGCCUGCUGAAGAGGUGAUAGCCCGUCCUCUCUGCCUGCCUCAGCAGUGUGUCAAUCUGUAAGCUGCAGACUGACCUUAUCAAACUCCAGGAAUGGGGCCCAUUAGGCCUUAUCUUAGGACUUUAAAAAGAUAAGGUUGUCUGGGCUUUUCUGUAUUCGGAGUUUUUUUGGGAAUAGGAUCUUUUUGGCUGGGAAUGGGGUCACUCCCUGCUCCCAUUCCUGGGAGCUCUCUAUCCAUGGGGGAUGGCACAAAUUGGAGAGCAGCUACAGAUGUGAGAUCUGUUCCAUCCCUUGGGGGGCUCGUUAUUGCUGCUGGGGCCUCAGUCUGUUAUGAACUAUACUGCUGUAGUCAUAUGCUUUAUUACCAGGAAUUAGCGUAAUAGCAAAUGAUUAACAAAUAAUCACAGGAACCUUCUCACACUGUAAGUUGCUCCUCACUUUUCUCCCCAUUAUAGACGACUCAGAGGAUUUUUAAACAUUCUCCUUUUUGUGAAUGUUUUGGUGUGGUUUGGGUUUUUUUAGCCUGAGAAAGCAAACCAGCUGCUGAGAGCUGAAACUAGAUGUGUGCGGAACACAGCCCAGUGAUUUGCUUUUAUUUCCUGCAGCUGAGCUCUGUCCUUAUUAGACCAGCUGAUGAGGGAAGCUAAUGAUGGCUGAGGAUUGGGCAUGCUCUUUGUUGGCCUGUCCUCAGCUCUGGAAGUGAUCACACAAGUCCUUAUCUCCUGCUUAGUUGCUGCCUUUUUGGGAAGCUGCCUGAAUUCAGCAACAAAGGGCUCAGGGAGGUGAGGCAGAGAAAAAAGUCAAAUCCUUUAUUUUCCAAGGGUCAGGUUGCUGAAUUAAUUUUGGAGGUAACCUUGGCAAAUUAUGUGGUCUGGUUUAUGCUUGAUCCUUAUCUCUCUUUGAGUUGUGUCACUGUAAAUUAAUUGAGACUGAGCACGGUAUAUUUAAUUCUCAUUUAUUUUAUGUGCUUUAGCUGUAGCCACCUUCAGAGCUGUAGCAGAGCUAGCUUAUAGCUGGGUGCUCUUUGCCUGAGUGUAAGAAUCAGUGUUAAUAUGUUUGCGUGCAUGAUAAAUGCAGGACAGGCUUUUAGUUGGUUCUCAUUUCAGCUUCAGGUACGACUCCCCUUUGAAAGCAGCAGCUUCAAUAUGAUAUAUGGGGCAGGACAGGGUGUAGCUCAUUUGCUUAUUGUUGUCUGCACAUUCUGAGUUUGUGCAGUAAUGCUCUGAUCACUAUUGCCCUGCAAUUAUUCUUUAUUGUCACUUCACUACCACGCAUGUCAGCAAAACGAGAUCAGAGAGCACUAGCACUGGUGAUUGCCCCAUUUCUGUCUGAAAAAGUGGCUGGACAAGCUGGUGCAAUUCAUAUGUAAGUAGUAUAAAAUGUGAAUGUUCGUAUUCCAGCUGUUAAUACAGUAAUGAGGAUUGUUAGUUGCACAUAUCUCCACAGAGAUGGAUGUGACCUUGCUUCCUUAUUGCAUUCUCUAGAACUGGUAUUACUAUAUGAUGUUAUUGCCUCAUGGAUAAGGUUUCAGUUUGAGCACUGCAGCUGGGUGCCUGCACAUUGGCCUGACCCUUACGAGUUCGUUGCUUCACGGCUGUGAUAAGGAGAGCAGGGAGAGAUGGCUUUCAAGGAAAGAAAGAGGGUGAAGGUGCAGUGUUUCAGUACGUGCUUCUCUUCAGGAUUUGGGAUUCUGUUUUCAGAUCUGUCGCAAACGUGUUGUGUCACAUCAGAUGGAGUAUCAAAUCUUCUCUCUCAAUUUAUCCAUCAGUCAAAAGAUGAUAAUAAUAAUGUAGGAGAGAACCGUAGGAUUUGAUAAGUUGUUCCUGUUAAGACUGCAGUGUUUCAGAAGGAAACCCUAGCCCGUAGUCACAUUCCUGAGGGCUAAAAUACAACAUGGAAAGUACCGCAAAGAGUGGGAGUUGGUGGAGAACAGACAAUAGAGAGUCACUCUGCAGUUAAGAGUGUGGUACAGUUCAAGCAGGUGACGUACUAUCAUUUGGAUGUCUUCUGUCCUGCUCUCUCUUAUAAUGCCUAUGAGUUGGUAGGUCUCUAACUUUUUUUCCAAUGUUUCUCUUCUGCUUUGGCCACUGAUCCUUGAAAGAGCAAUCUACUGUCCUAGCUCAGGUAUCAAAGCAUCACAACUUGUUACAGACCAGCAAUUGAAUACAUUUAGGGUUUCACAGGAGUUGGGAGCUGGUUGUGUUUCUACACAGGAAUCUCGUCACCUUGGUUAUGCUGGUGGACCCAGCAGAAGCUCCACUGCAAUUGCUGGGUCAGGCUGAAGGGAAGGCAGUGCUAAUAACAGGCUGCGACAAAGGUUUUGGACAUGCCUUGGCAAAACGACUCCACUCAAAGGGAUUUACUGUUUUUGCUGGAUGCUUGCAAGCGGACGAGAAUGGAGACGGAGCCAGGGAGCUGAGGAGCAUGGAGUCAGAUCGCAUGCAAGUGCUACAGAUGGACGUGUGCAGUGACCUGGAGGUGGCUCAGGCUGUGGAUUUUGUGAAGAGGACCCUGAAGGAGCCAGAGGAAGGUCUGUGGGGCCUGGUGAACAAUGCUGGCGUCUCGACCUUCGGAGAGGUGGAAUUUGCAAGUUUAGACAACUACAAGAACGUGGCAGAGAUCAACCUGUGGGGCACCGUGAGGGUGACAAAGGCUUUCCUGCCCCUCAUCCGCCGAGCUAAAGGCCGUGUGGUGAAUAUCACAAGCAUGUUGGGUCGGAUGGUGAGUCCAUCUCGCUCCUGCUAUUGCGUUUCCAAGUUUGGGGUGGCAGCCUUCUCUGACUGCCUCCGGCAGGAGAUGUACCGCUGGGGCGUCAGAGUCAUCCUCAUUGAGCCCAGUAACUUCGUGGCAGCGACAGGCAUCCUGACGGCGGACGGCAUCGACCGGCAGGCUGAGGCGCUGUGGCGCGGGGCCAGCCGCACGGUGCAGGAGGACUACGGGAGGGAGUAUUUCACUCGCCACGUGGCCCUGAUGAAGUCCUUCGUUAACAGUGGCCUGAAGGACAUGUCUCUGGUCUUGAAUGAUAUCACCGAUGCGCUCACUUCCCCGUGCCCAAAGAACCGUUACAAUCCCAUGGAGACCUAUUGGUGGGUGAGGCUGCAAGUCAUGACUCACCUGCCCACUGCCAUCGCCGACUGGCUUUACAUCCCAGGAGCCACCCUGUAAAGGGCCGUCCUUCAGGCAUCCUUCCAGUGCUUGUCUUUACAUCCCAGGAGCCACCCUGUAAAGGGCUGUCCUUCAGGCAUCCUUCCAGUGCUCGUACCGAUGUAGUCAGGGCUGUCUGUGCCCAUUGCUGAUGCAUUUCCCCUGUAGACACAUGUGCUUUCACUUUGGGUUAUGACUUCACAUCUGGUGUUGUAGGGUGUUGAGAACAGCAUGGCAUUCUUCUUUUCUUCCCUAAGUCUUAUUCUUUGUGUUCUCUGCUGUCCUGAUUAAAGCUGAAAGGUGUUUUCCUUUUAACUGUGGAGGAUGCAGAGGAAGGUUAACAUAAUGGGUCAAAUAUGUGGCUAGUGUAAUUAGGUCAGCAGAGUUCUCCCAGUGAUAAAUUUGGCUCGUUAAUGGGCUCUUGCUUUUCCUUACAAGGACAGGCUGCUAAUAGCAGAGCAAAGCUGUUGCUAUGAGAUGUCUCGAAGGGAGAAACUAAAAUGGGAAACAAAAGCAGAGUUUUCCAUUUGAUUGAAAAUGGGUCAGUCACAGCCCUCCGUUGUUUUCGUGAUACUGCUGGGAAGCUGCUGUGCUGUGACUGUCUUCUCUUUCCAGGAAAACAGCAACACUGCCUCUAAACAGCCUCAUUACCUCCCUCGGGGGGGUCAGAUCCCUGCAAAGGGUUCUUCCCUCCCAGCACUGUGGCCAGGAGCUGCCAGAACCAGUGACCACAGACGGGCUGGGCAGGGAAAAGCCCCUCUAAUAAUGAGUGAGCUCUGAGCUAUCCCUCAGUCAGUCCCUGUGGUGGGACUUGCAGUCUCUCCACCCCCUGCUGAUGAGCUUUGUGGGACAGGCUUAAAUCUGAUGUAGCAAACAAAUUUGGCUCCUUUAGCUGCUACAGUAGGUACUGGCACCUGCAACUG
Molecule: messenger RNA, 5312 nt
Organism: Calidris pugnax (ruff)
Lineage: Eukaryota; Metazoa; Chordata; Aves; Charadriiformes; Scolopacidae
Product: D-beta-hydroxybutyrate dehydrogenase, mitochondrial-like
Exons: 5
Coding region: 3478-4410 (310 amino acids)
Molecular function (GO): oxidoreductase activity
Source: RefSeq, a predicted model, not a curated record